AGCUGCUCUUCACAAACCGGAAUAAACCCAAGGCGAGUGUAGUUGGAGGGGGCUGAUAAAACUCACUCCCUACUGGAAUUCCUCCACCUAUUGAUCCAGGACGAGGAAAAACUACUUUUUUCCCCCCGAGUGGCGGUCCUGGGGCUGGACUAGACUAGUCGGACUUCUUUACACAGAUCCCGGUCGGGUGGCGGGUUUGAGCGGAUUAAGCUAAUAGGUUUCUGUCCUUCAGGUUUCAACUCCACACUUUAAUUUCUGCCCUCCGUGUCGGUUGUAGGUUCGAUAUCGUCCAUGUCAGGGAAGUGUUUGAGUCGCUAGCGAGAGCCGGAACUGGCACCGAGGAGUUGUAGGCGAGUUUGGGGCUGGAGCAGAGAUUAGCCGGGGAGCUCCGGGCUUCACCUGGCAACCACUUAAUAACUUGGCGUGUUUGUUUGUCCGCGCGUGCAUUCCUUUGGACCGGAAGCGUCUCCCAGGUAAUCACUGAGCCUUUAAAUCGCCUUUCGACUAAAAACAAAAGCAGACCUGAGUAACCAGUUCUCGUCUUUCUUGGGGUACGUGGCAUUUUCCUCUCCCUCUCUCCUUCUUCUUCUCUAUCUUUCUGCUUUUCUGAUCUGGCACGACGGAUAGCCAGCGAUGUCAUUUUGUAAUCUUCCUCUGUGCUCAGAUUUCACUGUGAGCUCCUGGACUCGGUCUGAGCGCUGUUAUGGUUAUAUUAGCUAACAUCAGCUCAGUCAAUCAGUUCAUCCGGCUGGAACAUUGACACUUGGGUUAGAUCAUAUUUGUACUAGAUUUAGAUAGGUAGCUAUAGUCUCUUUUUAUAUAUAUAUAUAUAUAUUCCUGAGUACAAAACCCAAACUGGUUUAGUAUUUAGCUAGCUAGUAUUGUGGGGGUUUUAUAUUGAUCUGUAAAUAAAUAAUAAGCAGUCACUUUACUGACUUGAGGGUUUCCUAGAUCUGCUCAUAUUACUGAGCUGUUAAGCUUUUUGGAGAGAAACUCGUCCAGCUGAUCAGUAGUCAGUGUUGAGGAGGAUCAUGUCAGGACAGAGCAUCACGGAUCGCAUCGCGGCUGCGCAGCACAGCAUGACCGGCUCCAGCAUCAGCAAAGCCGUGUGUAAGGCCACGACUCAUGAAGUGAGCGGCCCCAAGAAAAAACAUCUGGACUACCUGAUCCACUGCACCAAUGAGAUGAACGUGAACGUGCCGCAGCUGGCUGACACUCUGUUCGAGCGGACGGCCAGCAGCAGCUGGGUGGUGGUUUUCAAAGCCCUCAUUACCACACACCACCUAAUGAUGUAUGGCAAUGAGCGUUUCAUUCAGUACCUGGCCUCGAGAAACACUCUCUUCAAUCUGAACAAUUUCCUUGAUAAAGGUGCAUUGCAGGGCUACGACAUGUCCACCUUUAUCAGGCGCUACAGCCGCUAUCUGAACGAGAAGGCUCUGUCCUACCGGCUCGUAGCUGUCGACUUCACCAAGAUGAAAAGAGGUAUUGAUGGAGUGAUGCGCACCAUGAAUACAGAGAAGCUGAUCAAAACUCUGCCCAUUAUUCAGAACCAGCUGGAUGCUCUGCUCGACUUUCAGGCCAACCCUAACGAGCUCACCAAUGGUGUGAUCAACGCUGCCUUCAUGCUGCUUUUUAAAGACUCGAUCCGUCUGUUCGCCGCCUACAACGAAGGGGUCAUCAACCUGCUGGAAAAAUAUUUUGAUAUGAAGAAGAACCAGUGCAAAGACGCUUUGGACAUCUACAAAAAGUUCCUGUACAGGAUGACCAAGCUGUCAGAGUUUCUCAAAGUAGCAGAGCAAGUUGGGAUUGAUCAGGGUGACAUCCCAGAUCUCACUCAGGCUCCCAGCAGUCUGCUGGAGGCUUUGGAGCAGCACCUGGCCUCUCUGGAGGGCAAGAAGACUAAAGAGUUUUCUGCAGACAGCAGAGCCACCACUCUGUCCAGCGCCGUGUCGUCCCUCUCAAACACGGGCAUGUCCUUCACCCGGGUGGAUGAGAAGGAGAAACGGCAGGCUCUCGAGGAGGAACAGGCCAGACUGCAGGCUCUCAAGGACCAGCGCCUGAAAGAGAUUAACAUGCAGACUCCCUCUGCCUCGCCUGUUACUCAGUCUGCAAGCAGUGCCAACAACCACAGUGCGGCAGUGGAUCUGUUCUCCAACCACAACACCACCCCUGCCCCUGUCACCAACAGUGUGCCAAACCUCACCAGCGACCUGUUUGACCUCCAGCCAGCUUUCAUCCCUUCUGUGCAGAGCACUCCAUCCAUAUCCACAUCUAACAGUGCCUGGGGAGGUAUAGAGAGUGGCGUUCCCCAGCAGGCUGCUCAUGUUUCCACCAUGAAUGUAGAUUUUGAUGCAGUGUUUGGGACUGAAGGUGCCAAUAACGAUGUGAAACCAGCAGCUGGUGGGUUCGAUUCUCUAGGAGACCUGUUGAAGCCCACUUUACCAGCUCACAGUCAGGCUCCCAUGAUGCCCCCAUACACGGGAGGCAAGCUGCUGGCCAAUGACCUCGAUUCCUCCUUGGCCAACCUCGUGGGCAAUCUGCAGUUCAGUGGAUCAUCAGUCAAAAAACCAGACAUGCAGUGGACACAGCCUGGGGAGAAGAAAAUGACUGGCGGCACUAACUGGCAGUCCAAAACCAUGAGCAGCACGACUGGCUGGAGUCCUACCCCCAUGCCACCUGCACCCAUGCCUGUGCCACACAUGGCUCCUGCUCCCAUGACCUUCCCCAUGACCACACCUCAAGUGCCUGUGUAUGGAAUGGUCCCUCCUCAGAUGGGUCAGAUGGGAGGGGUUCCAGUGAUGACACCACAGCCCAUGAUGUACCAGCCUGUCAUCAGAUCCACCAACCCAUUUGCUCCAGUACCUGGAGCUCAGAUGCAGUUUAUGUAGUUGCGUUCGUGUAGCAGCGUGCCAAACAGGACAGCAGAAUGACCCACAGAACAACUCAAGCGGAGACACCAACCACCAUCGGAUUCAGGGAGCUGGAGGAAAAGUGGUGAUGCAUUUGGAGAGAGAGAGAGAGAAAUGCAGAAAGGACAAGUAAAGGAGAAGAACUUUUUUUAUUUUUGCCAAGACUCUUCACAUUAUUAUCUGACAUGACACUUUCUCUUUUACACACACACACCAAAACAGGGUAUCAGUUCUGCAUGUUGCUCUUUUUUUUUUUUUUAAAUUGUGGUUUUUUUUGUUGUUUUUCCUCUCCUCCCUUUUUCUUUCUUGUUUUUGGCUCGACAGUGUGUUUAUACAUCACAGGUUCAUUUGAUCAUGUCCUGAGGAUUGUGUUUUGGUGGAUCACUCACUCCUUUCUAAAUCAGGUUUCAUGUCUGGAGUGACGACGCUGCUUUGCUAUGUUCCCAAGAUGGCCCUGAGCACUGUGUUUGGGUUCGAGCUGGGUGUGGAGGCACGGGCAGGUCGCUGCUCUCCACCCAGGCUAGUCCUGUCUGGUUAGUCUCACUCUCGCAGCAUCAUUACACGUGUCACUGCUUUUCUUGAAUGAAUCAUUGAGCUCCUUGGUUCCAGUCGUGUUGCGAAGUAAACCAAAUUAGUUUAUAAUCUCCAGGUAAUUAUGAUGUUUGGCUUUCCCAGGCACUUUGAACUUCCUGUGUAUCCAUACACUGAGCUGGUCUCUGCAUGUUUGGAUGCGUUUUCAUUCACCAUUUUAACACCCUGAGUGAAUGUUGUUGGUGUGACAACCUUAAACCGUCCAGUAAUCAAUCGGUCCUGUGCUGGAAAGAAAUAUUGGCACCCCUUACGCUCACUCAGGCUCUUGCGCUGUUGAUUUUUGGAUGCGUUUCAUUCCUCCUGCCACUUCAGGAAAAUUUGUCGUUCCUUUGCACUUUUAGACGCAGUGUCUUAGUGUUGUAGUCGAACUAGUGCUCCCCACCCAUGCGUAUGAGAUUAGUGAGGUUAGACCUCCCUGUUUAAGCACUUAAACAUGCAACCUGUUCUAUCACUACUACUUCGGUUUUAUAUAAACAGGGUCUUGGCUUCAUGCGAAUACUGAUCGAAAGACACACAAUGCUCUUUUAAAUGUUGACAGACAAGGCUUUGUUUUAAGAAACAGGGCUCGGAAGUUUGAUAUCAUCUGUAUUUUGAGUAUUUAGAAUAUUUUUUCAAAUCUAAGGUAAACACUUGGUGUUUACGCUAACUGUUCACAUGGUGAACUUUUGACCUUUUGUACUCUAACUGCUACUGUAGAAAACAAGUUUUCCUCAGCAGAAAUGUUUUUUUCUCAACCAGAAGUAAAAUGCCCCACCCCAACAACAAAAAAAAAAAAUGUUAAAAGGCAGAAAAUGACAUUUUAAGAUUUCGUUCCGACUGCAGCACCAGCACACGGGUGAUGUUUUGACAGCCGGGAUCAGAUUACAAACUAAAUUUGAUUGAUUAGACUUAUGGCCGUUUUGCUCCAGCAUGCAACUUUUCCCAACAACUUGGAUCAAAUCAGUUUGUGAAACUGACUCCUUAUUGAAUAUCUUUUUUUUUUUUUUUUUUUUUCUUCUUCUUCUCCGGAAGAUGGCCAAGACGAGAUUAAAUAGUUUUGAUGAACCUUGUUUAUAGAGGUUCUACCAAUGUUACCGUACAUUUUUCAGCCCGGGGGGAGGGGAAACAUAAAGAUUUCUUUGCAUCUUUCUCUGAAACGAAUCCUGCUAUGAUUUUUAUUUUAAGCUGCCGCUAGAUAGUUUUGUCUUGUAUUUCAUGGAAGCUCGAAGAACAGGGCUUGCUUGUCUUGAGAUUCAUGUGUCACUUAUUUUCAUCUGCACGCCAUGAGUUCUUUAAACGAAAGCAUGCGUAGUUUACUCAAACAGCAUUCUGCAAUUAAAGCUGCCAAAUUAACAGUUGUGAUUUCAAUUUGCUGUGAACAUAUGCUAUCUCUUACACCUCCUCCCACUUUCCAGGCACGUAGCCAUGUUAGAAUAUUCUCUCUCUCUCUCUCGCCGUCUCUCUUUCUGUGGCUUUGGGGGAAGUGAAGAACUAUGUGCCAAGAUUAUUCAAAGGUAUUAGUGCCUGAUAUUUAUUGCCAAGUUUUCUUUCAUCUCUUGGAUCAAACAAAUAUAUCUGUAAAGUGCAAGUGUUGUCAUGGAAGCACUGGAAAAGACUGGUUUCCGUGGAAGAGGCAGCCGAUGUCUGUCUGAAGGGUUGGAUAUAUUUUUUGCUUUCUCUCUCUAGUCGCUGCAGUGAGUGUGAUGGCACGUGGGGUCAAACUCCAGCGCUAUUCCUGACUCUUCUGCCCUCUAGGUGAUGAUCGCUCCUUAUUUUAAUAAGCUCCUCUUAGUCACUUCUCAGGAGGAAAGGGGGGGGGGAGAGAGAAGCUGAGGCGGUAGGAAGUUUACAAGCUGCUGAGGCAUGAGCAGGAAUCGGUGUGUGGGAGCUCUCCUGGGGGUCACCCUGCCUUCACGGUAGCAAGCGAGAAGUACAUGUUUCACUCGAACACAUUAAUAAUAAAGGUGGCAAGAUUAAAUCAUCUCUGUCGUGAACUUGGACGUUUCUCUCCUUUACCCAUGAUUCACGGACUCUGAAGGGUCCAAGCAAGAAGAAGCCGCCUUUGUCACAAGCACAAUGAAAUUCCUCCUCUGCAUUUAACCCGUCUGAAGCAGUGAACACACGCACGUAUACCCAGAGCAGUGGGCAGCUAUGCUACAGCGCCCAGGGGAGCAGUCGGGGGUUAGGUUCCUUGCUCAAGGGCACUUCAGCCCAACCUCAGCCCAUGGCUGCACCAUGUUAACUUCACCGCAUGUCUUUGAACUGUGGUGGAAACCCACACAGAGAACAUGCAAACUCCACGCAAAGGCCCCUGGGCUCGAACCCAGAACCUUCUUGCUGUGAGGCAGCAGUGCUAACCACUACACCACCAUGCCGCCCAUUGAAAGGAGCCCGCCAUUGGCUGGGAGAGCUGACUGAACUCCUGAUGUCAUGAAGCAAUCAUGGGAUUAUUGAGAAUCCUUGGACUUGACAUCAAACAGGAUUCCAUCUUCAUUCAGGUCAUCAGUAUCUGAGUAAAUCUUCGUGUACAAACUAGUAAAAGAAUUGGGGGGGGGGGGGUUUCAUCAGACAACCUGCACCUUGGUUACAAAGCAUCAAGUCACCAAAUCCAAACGACUGGCUCCGGUAGAUUCCUCAGAACAAACAUAAUAUUGACUUUUUUCAGUGUUGGUGGACUGAACGAUUGGGUUAUGAUCGUUGACUGACUGUAAAGAACUGUCCGCUGGUCGUUUUGUCGCAUGGUGAGGACACCCUGACAUUGAUCAUCUCAUCACACUGAGACGGAUGUUUUUAAUAACAAAAAAAAACACGCAAACCAGUAAAAAAAAAUUUUUUUUUUAAAGGAGCCAAUUACACAAAUUCAAAACCAUUUUCCGGGAAUGUAGCAGAUGGAGAAAAGAUGAGCAGUGUGUGUUUCAGCAGCGUUUCCAUUUCCCACUGCUCUGCUUCUGUAUCUCCUCCUUUCAGCAUCUCGGUGAAACUCCGCCCUCACUGUCUGUAUGAGAUGUCGUGUGUCAAUAACUGCUCUCAAGAACAUUGCGGUGAUCUCCCACUCGUGUGCUGCUGAUCUGUUUGGCUUGUAUAACAAGAUGUGCUGAGGGCACAUGGGUAUUUCCUCAUCAUCCGUUUAGUGUGUGUGAGAGGAAGUCGCUCAUUCCGGGCCACAUGAACUUUUUCAUAAUAAUCUUCAGAACUAUUGAUGUUUUUUAAAGGAGCACUUUGUCAUUUUAGAGCCUUGUACAAUUGUAAUAAAAACCCUGACAAGCAUCCCUUACCCUUAAAUGUACCCUACCCCCUUGAGAGUUAUCUUCUAUAGGAAAAAAAGAAAAGGGCUGAGCACCUUUGCUAGGGGGCGGAGCUAAGUUCUGGGCCAGAAAAAUGCAAACGGAAGCCUGAAACAGAACAGAAAGUAGCAAUACAUACGUAUGUACAAUAGUGAAACAAACAUUUAAAAAAGGCAAUAUUGUGAGUGCUAGGUUUGGAAAUGGUGUUUUUAUUUCAGGGCCAGAAACACGCAAAUGGCUUCUUUAAAUAUUGGAGCGUGUUUUGGGAUUUUUAUCAUGUCACCUUGUUUUUCUAUCGAUCCGUUUUACUUGGUGUUUUUCAGGCUCUGAGUGCUCCUUUUCGGGGUGUGUAUGUGUUGUGUGAUAAGGUUUGUGUAUCUUGCACUUCAGGUUUUUUUCAGGUGAAAGUACUGAGAGCACAGUGUUGUGUUGAGGGGUUUUUUUUGGGGGGGGGGCAGUACAGUUAAAAGCAUGAGCUUAUCUGUAGUUUUGUUUGUUUUUUUGUCUAAGGAGAAAGGUGAAAUGAGAAUCAGGAAAAUGUCCAAAUGACCUUAUGUUCUGCUCGCUGCCCGUUCCAGCAUAACACAAGUCCCUGUGCACAGAGCGAGCUCCAUGAAGACUUGGUUUGCAAAGUUUGGUGUAGAAGAACUUAAGCCACUGAACACCUUCAGGAUGAAUUAGAACGCCAUAUUAAUGCUUGGUCGUGUCCACAUACUUAUGGUAUAGCAGAUGCACCAAGCGUUCGGUGGUGGUGGUGAUGAUAGUUAUCUUAUAUAGCACCUUUCUCAUCCCUGACGUUGCUUUACCAAAAAAAAGAGGAAUAAAAAGUCAAUAAAAUUCUUGCCCUAACAGUUAAGGGUUGUUGCAAAGUCCGACUUGGGCUGAGUGAGUAGCACUUGGUGCACUCCUGUUACUCUACUUCCCCCUAGUGGACAUGAGCAGAGUUGCAACACGUUUGCAGUUUUGCUUUGGGAUUUCACUCUGUGCUUACAAUGUGUAAUUUAGACAAAUCUAUUUACUAAAAGCUUUCAGUCGUCUCUGAAAGUGUAAAGCUGAAGGUGUUAGCGAGUGAGACGAACGCCACCUUUUGCUCUCCGUCCUGUGUGUGUGUGUGUGUGUGAUACGAGUGAGGCCUGUAGUUGUAGAUGAUGGCAGCUCGAGGUCGUCCAAACCUCCUGCACAUGGUGUGAAGCCCAGCUUUCAACCUGACCUCAGUGCUAAACCUUAAAACUCAGACAUGAGAGUUUUCCGGAGUCUGACUCUGGAGAGUUUAUCAUAUUUAUACAGGGCUCCUCUCACUUUGGUCAUCAGGACACCUUUUAAAGGGAAAAAGAAAAACCUGUGGUCAUUUUUGCCAGACCUUAUGCACAUGCACACAACUUUUUUUUUUUUUUUUUUCUCUCAAGUCUCCUGUGGUUUUUGGACUUUUUUUUUUUUUUUUCCUUUUUGCUGCCCAACAUAGUCAUGUAUAUACCCAUAACCUGCAAUGUUAACAUGUUAUCCCUUUUAUUUUGCUUCUGAACUGGAGAUAAUUGCCUCAUAUAUAGAUAGAUAGAUAAAUAUAUAUACACACACACACACACACUGUCUGUGUAAGCACCGGGGUGGAAGGAUGAAAUUAUAGUCAUAUCGAUGCCAAAUGAGUGGAAGUGUGAGUGGAGAAACCCCUCUGUACAUUGUUUUUCUAUUUAUUUAUGCAGAAUAUAAAGAUUUUAAUCUGCAUGGUAAAUACAUAUAACAUGAAAUCAUGGAAGUUUUUGUUCAUUUUUCAUUUUACUACUUCAUUCUUUCAGUUUUUACCAAAAGAAAUAAAGUCACUCUCCUUUCUAAAUUGCUUUUCUCGUCUUUCAUUUCAACUAUAAGUUCACAGCCGUUAUCCAUCUACCGUACACUUCAGUGUUGGACAUGAUGGGUGUUUGUGGAAAAGCACUGCCUGGAGCACAUCUUAGGAUAUGAUGUGGAGGGGUAAAGCAGCUCAUCCAGCACUUUCUUCAUCAAGUUAUCACUUGAGAUGUUUUCUGGUCUUCCUACAGUCCAUUCUGUGUGUGUGUGUUGAGAUUCCUGGACGACAGGUGCUUAUGAAAGCUGAAGGUGCGAUGCAGCUGCUUCUGUUCAACCCUCGUCUCCUUUUUAUUUCCCGUGCAAUGACUCAAUUCAGGACCAAGAAGUGUGAUGUGUUUCAGGUUUGAGUUGGUUCAAUUUGGUUCCUUUAUCCCCCACUUGCAUGUGUUGUUGAUUUUUUUUUUUUCUUUUUUUCAAUCCAACAUGCUUGAGGAAUCGGACUUCCAUGUAUCAUUUGCAAAGAUCUGUUAAUAUGGUGCUCUUUUUUUCCGUUGAGUAAACAAUCUAUUGUGGCUGUAAUUGACUUCUUUGUGUAAUUCUCAUGUUUUCUGAAAACUAGUUUCUCAGUGGGUGUUGAGUUAAAAUUUUCAGAUUUUUUUAAAAUUGUUGUAUAGUCCCCCCCCCCCCCCCCCCAAAAGCCAAUUAUGUUGUUUGUAUUUGUGAUGCAAGCUCUUACCAUGACUCAUGAAUGAAGGCCUUGUGAAGUAAUUGAUUUCUCGCUCGUGCUCGCUGGUUUCUUAAUAAAGAACACAUUUUUAACA
Neoarius graeffei (lesser salmon catfish) is the source of this 9366-nucleotide messenger RNA. RefSeq names its product phosphatidylinositol-binding clathrin assembly protein. Gene Ontology annotation, cellular component: extrinsic component of presynaptic endocytic zone membrane; synaptic vesicle; clathrin-coated vesicle. Gene Ontology annotation, molecular function: phosphatidylinositol-4,5-bisphosphate binding; 1-phosphatidylinositol binding; clathrin heavy chain binding. Gene Ontology annotation, biological process: synaptic vesicle budding from presynaptic endocytic zone membrane; clathrin-dependent endocytosis; clathrin coat assembly. Bases 1032 to 2888 code for a protein of 618 amino acids. NCBI's taxonomy places the organism in Eukaryota, Metazoa, Chordata, Actinopteri, Siluriformes, Ariidae. The record is from RefSeq and is a predicted model, not a curated record. The transcript has 19 exons.